Messenger RNA from Lates calcarifer (barramundi perch), 3870 nucleotides. RefSeq names its product klotho beta (gene klb). Gene Ontology annotation, biological process: fibroblast growth factor receptor signaling pathway; carbohydrate metabolic process. The record is from RefSeq and is a predicted model, not a curated record. Gene Ontology annotation, molecular function: fibroblast growth factor binding; fibroblast growth factor receptor binding; hydrolase activity, hydrolyzing O-glycosyl compounds. NCBI's taxonomy places the organism in Eukaryota, Metazoa, Chordata, Actinopteri, Centropomidae.
CUCAGAGGUAUAGUAAUAAAAGCAAGUGUGGAUAUGACUCAACCUUUGUAUGUGUGAACAGUAUGUAGUAGGGAGGGGCUGUGGGAGGACAAGUAUACCAAGGGAGAGAUAGGGAAGUCUGACCAGGAUAUCAGAUGGAUACGGCAGCACCUCACAGCUUCAGAUGACCCUCUCUCGCAGCUGUGAUCAUUUCUCUCCCUUCCUAACCACCAUCAUGGAUCUUUUGUCAAUCGCAAGAGGAUUUAUGACACUGAACAGAGCAGCUGCUCUGACUGACACCAGCUACCCCUUUCAAGUGCAUUUCUGAGACAAGGUGGACUCCUUCAGUAUGCCGGACCAUCCCUCUCCUCCCACAUGUCAGCGCCUCUUCCUCUGCGUCCUGUUGUUGGUGUGUGGUUGGAACAAGGCGGCCUGUUCUCCCGGGGAGGGCAAGAAGAUCUGGCAGCAGCCCAAGCCGGACCCCCUCAUCAAAGACCAGUCUUUUCUCCAUGGCAUCUUCCCCUCUGGAUUCCUCUGGGGUUCAGGGACGUCUGCCUUCCAGACAGAAGGAGCCUGGAGCCAUGAGGGGAAGGGAACCUCCAUCUGGGACCACUUCACCCUCUCUUCUGUCAGUGGUGAUUUGGCAACCGAGACUGCCAAUGUGGCUAGUGACAGCUACACUCACUGGGAGGAAGAUGUUAAGGCACUGGAGUUGCUAGGUGUAAGAUCAUACUCCUUCUCUCUCUCUUGGCCCAGGCUCUUUCCUGAUGGGAAUGCCAGGAAUCAGCCCAACACAGCUGCUGUGGAGCAUUACAGCUGCCUCAUAGAGAGGCUUCUGGAAAAGAAAAUCGAGCCCGUUGUCACUCUCCACCACUGGGACCUGCCGCAGGUCCUGCAGGAGCGAUAUGGAGGCUGGAAAAACGACACACUGGUGGGACUGUUUGAAGAGUAUGCUACCUUUUGUUUCCACACGUUUGGGAGUCGUGUUAAGUACUGGCUCACAAUGCAUAACCCAUACCUAGUGGCUGUACAGGGGUAUGGGACAGGUGUUCACGCCCCUGGAGAGACAGGGGGUCUCUCCAGCUCUCUCAUUGUGGCCCAUAACCUGAUCAGGGCACACGCCAAAGCAUGGCACACCUACAACACCAACUUCCGCUCAGCUCAGAGGGGUAAAAUAUCCAUUGUUCUGGGAUCCCACUGGGUCGAGCCUCAAAGAGGCCAAGCCACAACUGCCAAUGUUGAGCUUUGCCAGCAGUCAAUAGAGGCUGUGCUUGGCUGGUUUGCCAACCCCAUCUUUGGAGACGGGGACUAUCCAGUCUCUUUAAAAAUCAAGCAUGGGACCCUGCUGCCCACAUUCACCCCUGAGGAGAAGCUCUGGGUGCAGAGAACAGCAGACUUUUUUGCUCUGUCCUUUGGGCCUAACAACCUCCGUCUGGGCCGGAACCUGGUCCCUUAUGGGCAGACGGUGACCCCGGACCUGAGGCGUGUACUGAGCUGGAUAAAGCUGGAGUAUGGGGACCCGAGGGUGCUGGUGGCUGAGGGAGGCUGGUUCUCUGAAGCGAGCGUGGGAAGGGAGGACACAGUGGCUACCUAUCUGACAAAGAGUUUUAUCAACCAGGUCCUGCAAGCUAUUAAGUUGGAUGGUGUGCAGGUGUUUGGCUACACUGCCUGGUCAUUGGUGGAUGGAUUUGAGUGGAAUUACGGCUACGCUGUUAGACGAGGCCUUUUCUACAUUGACUUCAGCCAACCAAACCGAACCAGGACCCCCAAGACCUCUGCUCAGUAUUAUCAGCGUGUUGUUGCUGAUAAUGGUUUCCUCAGAGAUGAAACCUCCACAGAAAUCAAUGGCCGUUUCCCUUGUGACUUUCACUGGGGUAUUGCAGACUCUACUUUACAGGUCCACUUCUACCCUUUCUCACCACAGUUUACUGACCCCCAUUUGUACAGCUGGAACCUGACUGGAGAUGGCGCACUGCGUCCAGUCCCAGGGGUGAAGCUCUACACGAGGCCAGCCCAGUGUACAGACUAUUUGGCCAUCCAUGGUCAUCUUCGCCUGUUUGAGUCCUCCGGGGCCUCUCACUACCGCUUCGCCCUAAACUGGUCUCUGAUUUUACCCCAGGGAGACCUCUCUAAUGUGAACACUGAAGCCCUGAGGUAUUACCGCUGUGUCCUGACCGAGCUCAAGAGGCUGAACCUGGAGGCUCUCGUAAUUCUCUACUACCCGACACACAGAGCUCCAAAUCUGGGCUUGCCUGGGCCAGUGCAUGCCUCUGGAGGUUGGCUCAACUACAGCACAGUUGAAGCUUUUCAGGAAUAUGCAGCUCUCUGCUACCAGCAGCUGGGGUCCUGGGUUCAAUACUGGAUCACUAUCAAUGAGCCGAACAGACUCGUAGAUGUUUAUUCCGGUGGAAGAGAGAAGCAUCAAGCAGCUCAUAACCUUCUUCUGGCUCAUGCAAAGGCCUGGAGGUUAUAUGAGAGGGAACAUUACAGUCAACAGAAAGCACUGGUAUCACUUGCACUACACGCUGACUGGGCCGAACCUGCCGUCCCCUUCCUGGACUCGCAUACGGCAGCAGCACAGAGAUUUCUUUUGUUCGAACUUGGCCGUUUCUUAGACCCGUUGCUGGGAGCCAGAUAUGAGGAGAAGCACAGCAAGGGGGGCUAUCCACAAGAGAUGAAGGCAUAUCUGGAAGAGAGAGCUCGAGUAAUGGGCCUGCCUGGAUCUCCUCUGCCUAGUUUUACUGAGAUGGAGGAGGAAGAGCUGAGAGGGGCUUUGAGUUUUAUCGCACUGAAUCAUUUUACCACGCGUUUGGUGUCUCCAUAUCCCCAUGCUCAAGCCAGUUUUCGUCAAAAACAACCCCCUGAUCAUGACUGUCAGAUCCUUUCUGACCCCACCUGGCCCUCAUCCAGUGUGGGGCAGGCUCUUGUACCCUGGGGCCUGAGGAAGAUCCUUAACUGGGUGAGCCAGAGAUAUGGAGGGGCUCUACCUGUCAUUGUCACAGCCAGUGGGGUUGAUGAUCAGGCUCCUGUAAAGGACAAACUCAGGCAACAUUACCUCAGGAGUCACCUGCAAGAGGCUCUAAAAGCUCGCCAGUUAGAUGGGGUUAACCUGCAGGGUUUCUACAUGUGGAAACUGCAAGAUCGAGACAGUCCCUCAUUGGGCUUUUCACGUUCAACCCAACACCAAUCCAAAGCCAAGGCCUCCGUCGCUGUCUACAGAGAUAUUAUCGCUCACAGUGGUUUCCCAGAAGAUGACACAGUGGAGACCUGCAGGUCGCACGAACCUUGCUUGGUGUGCGCGUGGAUGUUCAAGAACAAAGCCAUGCUGGUUUUUGGGGGCUGCCUCCUGGUUACAGCUGUUAUGUUGGCGUCACUCGUCGUCUUCGUUGUCAUCACCAAGAAAAAACAAGCAAAAGGCAGAGGGAGGAUGAUGAAUAGGGUGAGCAGGAGGAGAAGGAGGGAAGGAGUACCUGUGUGCUCAUGUCCUCCUAUUCUUAAGUGCUAACACUGUAGAAGAGGUUGAAUCAGUACUGUGAAGGCAGGCAAACUGUGUGUAGCUCAUUGACAGACAUUGACAUUGUGUCUGGUCCAUUAAUGCUUGUUGUGUGAUCAGGUUAUCCACAAUCACUGUGAAGAGGAAGUGUCUUCAUCCAUUUUAUGGUAAUAACUGUUUAUUUAGUUGGAGGGUAAUCAAUAAGAGGAACUGUGUAAAUUAUUUUAUACAUUUAUUAAAGAGAUGAGAUUCUGAGAUUAUGUGAGUUCUGUUGUUUACAGUAAAGGGGAACGAAUGCUUUAGAUAAAUGUUGUUGUUGCCUUAUUCCUGACCUUCACUGUGGAGAAAAUAUGUCAUUGUCAUGAUUCUAGUAUUGUAAUAAAGUCAGUUAGUGAUGA